Molecule: messenger RNA, 2303 nt
Organism: Quercus robur (English oak)
Lineage: Eukaryota; Viridiplantae; Streptophyta; Magnoliopsida; Fagales; Fagaceae
Product: DEK domain-containing chromatin-associated protein 3
Exons: 12
Coding region: 217-2028 (603 amino acids)
Biological process (GO): chromatin organization; regulation of double-strand break repair
Cellular component (GO): nucleus
Molecular function (GO): DNA binding; histone binding
Source: RefSeq, a predicted model, not a curated record
CAAAAUAUUUGUUCCCAAAAACUCAAAAGUACACACACUGACUCUGCACACAGAGAGAGUCCAAAGUCACAGAGCGAGAGAGAGUCUCUGUUUUUUGAAGCAAAAAAAAAAAAAAAACCCCAAAAAUCUCUAAUUUUGUUGUCUUCGCUUUACUAGUUCUGUCAGGAGGGGAAAAGGCAGUUGCUGCUGGAGCAUUUGCUUUGACUUAAGUUGAUUAUGGGUGAGGAGAAUACAGUGAGUGAAGCUGCAGAGGCCACGGAAAAUGGUACUAGCUUGCCAGAGAAAAAUGGUGAAGCUGUGACUGAGAAGAAAGAGGUGCAAAACGGAGUAAAAGACAUGGAAGAAGAUAAAGAUGAUGAGAAAGAUGAGAAAGCUGAGGCUGGAAAAAUGGAUGAAGAAAAGGAAAGCAAAGAGGAAAAUGGAAAUGGAAAAGCAGAGGAACCAAAAGCAGAAGCAAUGGAAGAAGAUACUAGUCCAAAUGAAAAAGAGGUGAUUGAAGAAAAGGGUGAAGCCAAAGAUGAAGUGGAGGAAAAGGGGGAUGUGACUGAGAAGGAAGAAGGCCAGGAUGAAAAGAAGGCAGCUGGUAAGGCAGGUAAGGGGUCAAAGAAGCGAGCGAGAGGGAAGAAUGCGGAAAAAGUAAAAGAGAAGACAAGGGAAGUUAAAGAGAAGAAGGAGAAGGAGCUAGAGCCAAGGACUCCUGCUAUUGACCGCCCUGUGCGUGAGAGGAAAUCAGUUGAAAGGCUGGUGGCAUCAAUUGAAAAAGAAGUUGUCAAGGAAUUCCAUAUUGAAAAGGGCCCUGGUACUGCACUGAAAGAUAUACCUAAUGUGGCAUUCAAGCUAUCAAGAAAAAGGACUGAUGACACUUUCAAACUGCUUCAUACGAUUCUCUUUGGAAGGAGGGGGAAGGCAUUUCAGGUCAAGAACAAUAUAUCCCGGUUUUCUGGUUUUGUAUGGCAUGACAAUGAGGAAAAGCAAAAGAUCAAAAUAAAAGAGAAAUUUGACAAGUGUCAUAAGGAGAAACUAGUGGAAAUCUGCGAUGUGCUUGACAUACCAGUUUCCAAGGCUUCUACAAGGAAGGAAGAUAUUGUCGCAAAACUGAUAGACUUUUUGGUGGCUCCUCACCCUACGACUACUGUGCUACUUGCAGAGAAAGAGAAGUCAAGUAAGGGCAGCAAAAAACGCAAGAGGGUGGUCAAAGGAAGUUCAUCAAGAUCUGGAGGUUCUGCUUCAAAACGUUCAGUAAAGAACCGAAAAAAUACCGAGGAUACAUUGAAAAUGGAGGAUAAAAAGAGUGCAGCUGAGGAGGAAGAUGAGUCUGAAGAAGAGGAAAAAGAAGAGGCUGAAGAAAACGAAGAGGAGGAAAAUGAAAAUGGUGUUCCAGAAAAAUCUGAGGAUGAGAUGCUUGAGCCUUCCGAAAGUGAGGAGAAAAAUGAUUCAGAAGAUGAUUCUGAAGAAGAUGUGGAGAAACCCAAAAGAAGUUCUAAAUCAUCUUCUAGAAAGAAGGAAUCUGCUGGGAAAGCUAAACCCAAGAAAAUUACAGUUUCAAAGAAAUCCAUUACACCACCCAGAAGAACACCUAAGAGAGCAUCUUCCAAACGCUCCAAGAUUGAUGAUGACAGUGAUACAAGUCCAAAGGUGUUUUCAAGGAAAAAGAAGAACGAAAAAGUAGUAAAAGAAAAGGCUUCAACUCCAUCGAAACCUGCAUCCAGGGAGAAAGCUGGGAAAAAGGUUGCUAAAGGAAAGGACAGGGCCAGAGAGGAGAAACUCAGGCCAAGUGAUGAUGAGUUGAGAGAUGCAAUAUGCGAAAUUCUUAAAGAAGUUGACUUUAAUACGGCCACCUUCACUGAUAUUCUGAAGCAACUCGCUCGGCAGUUUAGUAUGGAUCUCGCCCCAAGAAAGUCGUCCAUAAAGCUCAUGAUCCAGGAGGAGCUUACUAAACUGGCUGAUGAGGCAGAUGAUGAAGAUGAUGGAGAAGCUGAUGCCGAGAAAGAUGAAAACCAGUCUGCCGGCCAAGAGGUGGAAACCUGAACAAUAAGAUUGAACAUGACUGCAAAUGGAAAUUAGCAUAGCUGCUUAUGUUUUCCUUAAUUCCUGCCAACCUGUACCAUUUAGUCUGUCACUGCAUAAAGCUGGCUGUAAUCUAUUGUUCUUAGUUCUAUUUGCCCGAAACAAACUAGUAAUUAUUAGAGAUUAGCAGAGUACUGGAGCUGCGCUGUAGGAUUCCGGCUUGUAUACAUUAACAAAUUUUAGGAACUUUUCUGUUCUAAUAUAACUGACUUUCAGGAGACUGAGGUUCAUAUUCA